This is a messenger RNA of Paraglomus occultum, 1806 nucleotides long. The record is from the annotation of a GenBank genome assembly. NCBI's taxonomy places the organism in Eukaryota, Fungi, Glomeromycota, Glomeromycetes, Paraglomerales, Paraglomeraceae.
AUGGACGAAAUAUUAACGAAACUUGCCGUUCACACUGCCACGCUGGCAAGUCGGCAAAGCAGCUUUUGCUUACAGCACGAAUUAUGCAAUGGUAAAAGACAAGUCGCCAGCUACAUUAAACAAGAUUCUACAGUUCGUAAAAUCGAUACGAGUGAACUUGAGCGUGCUCGUGAGAGUCUGGAUAUAAGUAUCAAGAUUGUUCAGCCAGCCAUUGAUCUUAUCGAGAUUAUAAGUCAACGCGGUAAUACAUCUCUCGAACCAGCAGUAGCAAGAACCUUACAGCUGCGUAAAGAGAUCGACGCGUUCGCUCAUAAGAUCACGAUGGAGACUUCGACGGCCGAGGCAGAUGAUGCAGCAAAAAUGCGUAAAUUUGACCAUAUGGCAAUGAUAAAGGACAUGCAAGCACUGACUAUCAAGAUAGAGAAAUUCGUACCAUACUUGAACCUCGUCCUGACGACAAGUGGAGCUAAUCUUGGCUGGUCCCUUCCCAAUUCUGUCAGUCCAUCACGAUUAAUGCAGGCAUCGUCUCUGCUGAAUGACACGCAUCACAAAUUCAUCAAGUCUGCUGAGCCAUCCAUUCGUGUUGGCUCUCCUUUCAAAGUGAAGCUAUAUUAUCUAUUUGCGGGCAACGUUCGCCCUAAAUCGGUUGGCGAUUUUACCUGGAAAGAGGAAUUUACAAAGUGUGAUGCCGAAGUCAUUCGAAUACGAAAUAAUAAUCACGGUAAUGAAGAAGGAGAGUUCUGUUACGAGUUAAUAUUGACAGAAGAUCUUAAUGACGGUCGAUAUCACGAGGAGUUUGAUAUGGGCGAUAGAAAGAAACAGAAAGAAACUAUUGCUAAACUAGGCAAGAGUAAUGUAAUUAUCCCCGGAAAAGUGAAAAGGAUUACUGUCAGAAACAUAUCAAGAUUAUAUUACAAUUCUUCAGGAUCAUUAUUAAAUAUAGAAGAGAGUAAAUCGCCCGUAUUAGUGAUCACUGUAAUUAAAGGAGCACCAACUAAUAGACACGAAACAUUAUCGAGUGGAGUGAAAGACAAUCCAUUUUAUGUUCUUCCUUCUGUUGCUGCUCCUGCUACGCCAGAUACGAGAACUAGGAAUUCAUAUGAUACUGAUAACGAUAAAGUUGAUACAGAAUCUACUCCGUGUAGUCCUACGCCAAAGACGCAGACACCAAGUACACCUUUGCGUGAUCCAUCUUUGAUUAACAGAAGCUAUUCUACGCCUCAACCAGUGAAAAAUCUGACGGAAAUGGAGAGUCUUAACACUCCUUCAAGAAUACCACUACCUCAGAGUGAUGAUGACAUAGCGAGUGACGAGAGUACGGUAGAGGACGAUCUGACUGAAACAGGUGGUAUAGAAAACCCAACGACUGCAACGAAAACCGAGAAUGUUACUUUGGUAGCAUCUCCUGAGCCGGUUAUACCUAAUGGUCAAAUACAAGAUGACGGUAUCGCAGAUGAUAGUACUGGUGAUAAUGAUGAUAAUAGCGGGAUGAGUGAUCCGUUGGAUGAUUUUGAAGCAUAUCGUUCCAAUCUUAAGACACUUAGUCUUUUCGAAUACAUUCUUCGAUUGAGCGCUCUCGAGAUGUCUGAGCAGAAACAGCAUCUUGAGAUAAGUGAUGAGAAAAUUAAUCUCUUCAUUAAAGACGAUGAUGGAACGUCCACUUCCACUUCUAUCACCUCAGUUGGAUCCGUUAACGACACGCCAGGUGCGAAUAGAUCGCCGCCUCGCACCGCCUCGCGAAAAAAAAUGUCAGCUUCAAAGAUGUCAAAGUCACAAACAUCGAGAAGACUCUUAUUCAUCUCGUAA